Messenger RNA from Dermacentor silvarum, 837 nucleotides. RefSeq lists its product as uncharacterized. Lineage: Eukaryota; Metazoa; Arthropoda; Arachnida; Ixodida; Ixodidae. The record is from RefSeq and is a predicted model, not a curated record. The transcript is spliced from 3 exons. Bases 46 to 837 code for a protein of 263 amino acids.
UAAAACUCGCUCUUUUCCCGCAAAAAAGCCGCAGAAGUUGGUCACAUGGUGGCGGUGGUGUCAGAGGCCGAACUCGAGGAAGCGCUGCGCCACUCGAGGGAAGGUGCCUUCCGCCACGGCGGCCAAGAAUACUCAGUGGAGGUCGUGGAGACGAGUCCCGACACGGGCGAGACCGUCAAGCACAGCUUGCAGCAGCCCGACGUGACACCUGCAGCCGCCGUUGCACCGCCUGUCGCUAACGCAGUGCACGACCUGCAAGCUGACGAAAGACCCGAGUCCAUCCCAGCCUCGGAACAGCCUUCGCCGUCAGAGGCACCGUCGUCCCCAGUAGCGCCGACGGACGAGCCCUCGCCCGAGUCGAGCCCGGGCCCCGCGUUAGUUUCCCCGCCUCUGGAGGCUGGGUCGCCGGCUGAAGCCGAAGCCGCGGCCGUGGCCGUAACGGCGACUGCGUCCUUGGCCACGUCUCCCUCUCCAAGCAACGUGUCCUCGGGCAGCAACAGCAGCAGCAGCAGCAGCAGCUCCGGCGGCGACAGGCCACACGCCAGGAAGCACGGGCACCACAGGCACCACCCCCACCACCAGAGGGCGGGCCAGGCCGCCGGUGACGGCCACCGCAAGCGCGUCUUUAUCGACGAAGCAGCCGUAGGACACGAUGGAGAAAAGGGCAAGGGCAGCACGAAGCACAGGCGGCGUCCCCGCCGUCGCGUGAGGCCUCCGGCACCGUCGGUGGCCGACGUACUGGUCAUCCUGUGCGGGUUCAUCAUCACGCUCGCCGUGCUCACCGGACUGGCCGCCUCCACGCGUCACCUGUUCAAGCAGAAGAGUGAGUACGCUUGA